Molecule: messenger RNA, 1859 nt
Organism: Klebsormidium nitens
Lineage: Eukaryota; Viridiplantae; Streptophyta; Klebsormidiophyceae; Klebsormidiales; Klebsormidiaceae
Source: the annotation of a GenBank genome assembly
CCUUGAAACAUAAUGGAAACUCGCAGCGUCGUCUUCACACUGCCACAUAUGGGGCGGAUAAGCACGCGCAAAAGCUGAUACAGAUCUACCUUUUUGAGGAUCACUGCUGAGGAGAAAGCAAAUCCGUUUCUUGCUGCCAUUGCGGCGAUGCGAGCUGAGCUUCCAGGCAUUUUGGCAGAGGGCGGCUCCUCAAUGGUCAAACGGAAGGCUCAGGGUGGGCUUUCUGAUGACGAAGAGUCACGAGCAGGUUCAAUGGAGCUGAAGAUGAUUGGGCACGGACAUGAAGGUGGUGCAGGGAACGACGACACUGUUUCCAGCACUGAGCGACGGGAGGCUGGUGGGGAGGAUUUUAAUAAAGCGGCAACGGACUCGCCAAUGGAGGAGGAGCAGGAGUCUGCGGCACCCAUGGAAGUGCAACGUGUUCCUAGCUUGAGGGGGGGUAGGGCAGAGGAGUCGUCCACAAGCCAAGAUUGGCAAGCUUCAAACCCCGAGGGUUUGACAAAACAGGGCUCUGCUGAGAUAAUUGCACAUUUUGACAAGUAUGCAGACACCUGGUUUCAUGAGUACAGGAUGAGGUUGGAGAAGCUGAAGAAAGCGAUCAGUGACGACGCGGGCGCGGAACAGUGUAAAGAGCUUGUGGAAGAGAGCCUCCGUGCAGUUGUAGACCUGUUUGCGGAGAAGUGUCGGGCGGUAGACGCAGAUGUCCUCCAUGUAAUGGCGGGCCUCUGGAGGACGCCUUUAGAGGUGUCGUUUCUUUGGAACGGGGGCCUGCGGCCGACCACUCUCUUCCAGCUGAUCUAUCAUAUGGUUGGGUCCCAAAUUGAGAACAGCUUGGGCCUGCUUUUAAGCGGGGGGGCGUUCCCCCCAAUGGCCAGCCUGACAGGGAAGCAACUGGAAGAGCUGUCGAGUAUGCAGCUCGCGACUACAAAAAUUGAAGAUGACUUGAGUGACGAGUCUGCAUCACUGCAAAUGAAUCUUGCCGACCUGCCCCUUCCCGGCCUGGCUGACCCUUCCAAAGCAGACCCAGAUGCUUUCUCUGUGAGCAUCAAGGCUGCAAUGCACGAGAGGUUAGUUUCGCUGAAGCAACUGGUUCAUCAGGGAGACGAAUUGAGGUUAACGACGGUGAAGAAGGUCUUGGGUGUUUUGACAUGGCGACAGCAGGUUGAGCUCCUAGCCGGGAUGUCUGAACUUGUUCUGGCUCUCCGGAAAAUCGGCGAAGCUGCAAAAGUGAAGACCUACUUAUGAGGGCCCCUUGCUUUGAGUCAGUUCUACUGCGUCCGUUAAUCGGAGGGCUGAUAUGACUAGCUUGACAUUGACAAGCAGCAAAAAUGCUGGCUUGGACUGUAACCAUAUAGAGGGUUUGUAUAUUGGGAUCAUUACGAUGGGUCUCCACUUUCAGGCGAGUACAUAACACUCCAAUGGAAGGUGACAUUGAUACGUUCUAAACAUUUGAUGGUUUCUUAAGUUACUAGAUCAGUUGCUUUGAAGUCGGAUUAAGUUGCUUUGAAACUGUGCAAACGAGCUUGAAAACUAGACAUACAUCCAGUUCAUUUGGAUAGGGGACAGUAUAAAGAAGGAAUCCAGCGCACUCGUUGGCGGCACGCAGUUGUUGUUGAUCUCAAACCAUAGGCGUGGUGCCACUGCACAUGUGGCUGCACCAAGACGCACCCGCUACGUCUCGUCGUUAGCAGAGAGUUGCAACUUGCUUGCACGACAUCAGCGAGUGUAGAUUUUACAUACGCUAGCCACCUAUUAUGGAAGCUCUAUUAGGUACUAGAUUAUGCUAUGCAGGGCCACAGACCAGAUGGCCGUCAGUUGCAGCUGGCUGAGUGAGAAUUCUCUCCCAAGUGUGCCAGGAU